Molecule: messenger RNA, 2593 nt
Organism: Phyllostomus hastatus (greater spear-nosed bat)
Lineage: Eukaryota; Metazoa; Chordata; Mammalia; Chiroptera; Phyllostomidae
Product: zinc finger protein 354A
Exons: 5
Coding region: 189-2012 (607 amino acids)
Biological process (GO): regulation of transcription by RNA polymerase II
Cellular component (GO): nucleus
Molecular function (GO): DNA-binding transcription factor activity, RNA polymerase II-specific; RNA polymerase II transcription regulatory region sequence-specific DNA binding
Source: RefSeq, a predicted model, not a curated record
CCGCCCCAGUGAGAGGCUUCCCCGGCCGGAGACCUUCGGGAGUCUCGACGGGAGGCAGCCCUCCGGCCGGGGAAGUUCCGGAGUCCCCCUCCCGCGGAGGCACGACCCGGGCAAUACCCGAGGCCUGGGAAAGGUCUGCCUUCUGCAGGUUCUGCCUGUCCUCGGGGGGAAGAGCAGCGAAGGAGGACAUGGCUCCUGAGCAGAGGGAAGCAAGCUGUCAGCAGGUGUCAGUGACGUUCGAGGAUGUGGCCGUGUUCUUUUCCCGGGAUGAGUGGAGAAAGCUGCGUCCAUCUCAGAGAAGCUUGUACCAGGAUGUGAUGCUGGAGAACUACAGUCACCUGGUCUCACUGGGACUCCCAUUUUCCAAACCCAAAGUGAUCUCCCUGUUGCAGCAAGGAGAAGAGCCCUGGAAGGCAGAGGAGGAACGUCGCAGACACGCUACUCCCGGACAGAAGAGCAGUAAUAAAACUACCAAGUCAACUCAAACGCAAGAUUCUUCAUUUCAGGAGCUGGUAAUGAAAAGAUCCAAAAGUAAUGGACCCUGGGACUUCAAAUCAGAAAAUCCCUGCACAUACGAAAACAGAUUAGAGAGAAAGCAGAAGAAAAAUGAGACUGUUCAGAUAUUUUCAGUCACCCAGAAAAACAUUCCUACUGUAGAAAGAAGACAUAAAAAUACUGAAUUUGGCCAAGACUUCAGCCCAAAGUCAGUACUUAUUAGGCAACAGAUGGUUUCUAGGGAGAAAACACCACCAAAAUGUGAAAUACAAGGAAACAGCUUCAUAAAGAACUUAAAUUUACUUAAUCAACCAAAAAGCAACACAGCAGAGAAACGCUAUAAAUGUAGUAUAUGUGAGAAAACCUUUAUUAACACGUCAUCCCUUCGUAAACAUGAGAAAAACCAUAGUGGAGAGAAAUUAUUUAAAUGUAAAGAAUGUUCAAAAGCCUUCAACCAAAGUUCAGCUCUUAUUCAACAUCAAAUAACCCAUACUGGAGAGAAACCCUAUGUAUGUAAAGAAUGUGGGAAAGCCUUUACCCUUAGUACAUCCCUUUAUAAACAUCUAAGAACACAUACUGUGGAGAAAUCCUACAGAUGUAAAGAAUGUGGUAAAUCUUUCAGUCGAAGGUCAGGCCUUUUUAUACAUCAAAAAGUCCACGCUAGAGAAAACCCCUAUAAAUAUAAUCCAGGUAGGAAAUCAUCUAGUUGCAGCACAUCUCUUCCUGGGUGUCAGAGAAUUCAUUCCAGAAAGAAGUCCUAUUUAUGUAAUGAAUGUGGCAACACCUUCAAGUCCAGCUCAUCCCUUCGUUAUCAUCAGAGGAUUCACACAGGAGAGAAGCCUUUCAAAUGCAGUGAGUGUGGGAGAGCCUUCAGUCAGAGUGCAUCUCUUAUUCAACAUGAGAGAAUUCACACUGGAGAAAAGCCCUACAGAUGUAACGAAUGUGGAAAAGGCUUCACCUCUAUUUCACGACUUAAUAGACACCGAAUAAUUCAUACUGGUGAGAAGUUUUAUAAUUGUAAUGAAUGUGGUAAAGCCUUAAGUUCCCACUCUACACUUAUCAUUCAUGAGCGAAUUCAUACUGGGGAGAAACCAUGUAAAUGCAAAGUGUGUGGGAAAGCCUUCCGACAGAGCUCCGCCCUCAUCCAGCACCAGAGGAUGCACACUGGAGAAAGACCCUACAAAUGCAAUGAGUGCGGGAAGUCAUUCCGGUGCAACUCGUCCCUCAGCAAUCACCAGAGAAUUCAUACUGGAGAGAAGCCGUAUCGCUGUGAGGAGUGUGGGAUAUCUUUUGGCCAAAGUUCAGCUCUGAUUCAGCACCGGCGGAUUCACACAGGAGAGAAGCCCUUUAAGUGUAACACAUGCGGGAAGACUUUCAGACAGAGCUCCUCACGUAUUGCCCAUCAGAGAAUUCACACUGGAGAGAAACCCUAUGAGUGCAGUACAUGUGGGAAACUUUUCAACCAUAGGUCAUCUCUUACGAAUCAUUAUAAAAUUCACAUUGAAGAGAGCGCCUAGAAAGUAGACUUACAUGUGUGAAAGCCUUAAACCAAAGCUUACCAGAAUACAUGACAGUGCUGGAGUAAAUGUGGUGCAUACAUAAAAAGCCUUUCUACAAUUUAGUCAUCAGAUAUUCAAUUCCAAGGACAAGUCUUGACUACAUAAUAGACCAUGAGGAAAGUGGGAAGUGUUCGUGUCUGUCAGACACUGUUAAAACAACCUGAAGCAGAUUCACAAGAGGAGCACUGACUUCGGGCAGUUGUGAAACAGAAGAAUCCUUUUAUCUUGACAGCAGUGUACACUAGAUACCAUUCGUGAUUGUCAGUAAUAUCUGGGCUGGGGUGGGGUGUGUACACUGGAUUUCUCAUUUAAAAUAAACUGGUAAUGCUUGUUAAAAUAACAUCUUAAUGGCAUAUAAAAGAUGUGAUCUAAGAAACUAUAUGUUUUUAGAGAGAAGGACCAAAUAAAAGACUCGAAGAACUGUAAACUACCUCUCAGUUGCUGGGGUUUGUCCUUUUCCUGACCUGAUGUCAAACUUUGUGCAUGGAUUUCAUUUAAAAAUAGAAAUAAAGGUCCGUUUUCUUCCUUUGUUCUAGUAA